This is a messenger RNA of Athene cunicularia (burrowing owl), 3459 nucleotides long. It is a transcript of the gene ERAL1, whose product is annotated as Era like 12S mitochondrial rRNA chaperone 1. Gene Ontology annotation, cellular component: mitochondrial matrix. The transcript has 11 exons. Bases 1 to 1461 code for a protein of 486 amino acids. Gene Ontology annotation, molecular function: ribosomal small subunit binding; rRNA binding; GTP binding. Lineage: Eukaryota; Metazoa; Chordata; Aves; Strigiformes; Strigidae. Gene Ontology annotation, biological process: ribosomal small subunit assembly. The record is from RefSeq and is a predicted model, not a curated record.
AUGACCGAGGUCAUGUGCAAGGUGUCGGGUGAGGGGGGAGCGCUUCCCCGCGCCGCAGCGUGGGGAGGAAGGGGGCGACACGAUUUUGGGACGUUUUCGGUACCCGCAGUGUUUGGUGCUGCUCGUCUUCCCGCCCGACUCCCGGAGGGCUGCGCCCCGCGGGCUGCCGUGCUCCCUGCCCGCUGGAGCGGGAGCAGCUCUGCGCUGAGCAGCAUCCUGGGCAUCCCUGCCGAGAAGCCGAGUGACGCGCUGGGCCGGCACCCGCCACCUGUUGCCACCAGCAAAAAGGAACAAGACUGCCUGUUACGGAAUCAGCCCAACCAGCCCCAGAACCCCAAGGUUUUAAGAAUUGCCAUCAUCGGAGCACCCAACGCUGGGAAGUCCACACUCUCUAAUCGGCUCUUGGGCAGAAAGGUUUUCCCAGUUUCUAAGAAAGUGCACACAACGCGAUGCAAAGCCCAGGGUGUUGUCACAGAUGAGGACACGCAGCUGAUCAUUUUGGACACACCUGGACUCACUAAUCCAUUUAAAGUCAAAAGACAUAAAUUAGAUGAAGCCAUGCUGACAGACCCAUGGGACAGCGUGAAACAUGCAGAUUUAGUUCUGGUUUUGGUGGACGUGUCAGAUCACUGGACGCGAAACUCUUUGAGCAGGGAGGUGCUGAAGUGUCUUUCUCGGUUUUCCCAGAUCCCCAGCAUCCUGGUUUUGAACAAGGUGGAUCUGCUAAAGAAGAAGUUUAUCUUGCUGGAACUAGUAACUGAGCUAACGGAGGGAAUUGUAAAUGGAAAGAAAUUGGAAGUGAAGUAUGCAUUAAAAGAUAAUUCAAGUUCUUCAGCAAAGUCUCCUCUUAAAAUCACUCAGGCUUCUCCACCUGAGAAUAGGGACCCCAAGUCUCACUGUCUGCAGGAAACAGAUGGAGCCCAAAAAGGCUCUAGCGAGGACAACAGCAGUAAUAUGAGGGCUUCUGAGUCCAGUCUUGUCACAGAAGAAGCACAAGGGCCAGAGCUCUAUGAACCCAGAGAUCUAAAAAAUAUGAAAGGCUGGCCAUGCUUCCAGGAGAUCUUCAUGCUGUCAGCUCUCCAUGGGGAGGAGGUGGAUGUGCUUAAGCGGUACCUCUUGAUGCGAGCCAAGCCAGGCCCUUGGGAGUUUCACAGUGGGGUCUUGACCAGCCAGUCACCUCAGGAGAUCUGUAAUAAUAUCAUCAGGGAGAAGAUACUGGAGUACCUGCCACUGGAAGUGCCCUACGGCGUGAUUCAGGUGACGGAGAUGUGGGAGAAAGGACCGAGUGGGGAGCUCCUCAUCGCACAGAACCUCCUGGUCCCAAGGAAGUCUCAUAUGAUGAUGCUGAUUGGAAGAGGAGGUAUGGUUAUCAGCAGGAUCGCUCAGGAGGCCGGCCAGGACCUGAUGAACAUUUUCUUGUGUGAUGUCCGCUUGAAGCUCAUGGUGAAGGUGAAGAGUUGAGCUCUUUGCAUGUGUUUUAACAGCCCUUGAACUCUGGUCAUGCGGAGAAAUGGGUUCUGUUUUGCCCUGCGGGUAUCUUGGUACCUUUGCUCAAUACAAAAAAAAGAGGACGAUGGAAUUGCUAUAGUGGCUGAAGUAGAAUAUAUUAUUCUUUGGGGGAAUUGCCCAAACUGAAAUAAAAUCUUCAGAUCUUCUACGACACCUUGUCUUGUGGAAGCUGGGGACAGACCCUGGAGAACCAGCUGCACGUGAGAUUCUAGUCCUGUGUUUACAGAGCUGUCAUCCACUUCUUUUGGGUGACAUUCCGCAUCCUCCCUGUCAGGUGUUUGUGCCUGGAAGUUCAGGAGCAUCUCUUGUCUUUUAGCAGACGAAGGGUUGCAGUGAAGGAUUAUCAUCACACCUUUAUCAUCACACCUUUAUCAUCUCCCCUGAAGGCUGAAUGACUCCAGCAGUGGUCAUGCAGGAGGAAGAAGCUUACCCCAGCCCAUGCGGUGGUCUUGUCAACUUCGCUCUCUGCCCUGUUGAAGUUCAUGGGUGUGAGUGUAUGACUGCAGGGAGUCAGUAUUGCCCAGACAGCCUGAGUUGGGGGGCGGGUUGCAGGCUGGCAGAAACACUCUCUAAUGACUGGGUGUGACAGAGGGAGCUCUUAAACUCUCUGUAGAUCCUAAAAGCCAGUGAUUUCUGACUCCUGUAUGGGAGCCCUUCCCACAGGCAUGUGUGCACCAUCCUCUUACAUGACUGCCAGCUGCUGCUUUUAUUUUGACCUCUUCUGAGUGGUAGUUUGUAAAAAUGCUUGCUCCUUCUCUUUUCCCCUGUCAUCCUUUCCUCCAGCUUCCGAAGCAUGUCGCUUUUCCUGGAGUGUGUUGCCCUCUCCAGAGGGUCCCAGACUCAUCUGAGUACAUUCUUGGAGAAGGGAGAAAUGGAACCGUGAUCUGUUCUCAGUGUGUUGACAGGAGCUGCUUCCCUGACCGCUGGGGAGAGGAGCAGGGAGGUCAGAAAAUGGCUCACUGGGCUUGCGGGUAUUAAUGAUAAAGGGAAGCAGAGCAGGGAAUAGGUGUCUGUCUGCCUCUAGGCAUCUUGUUUCUGGUGCCCAGGGGGGUCCUGCCUGUCCACCCCUCUGGAUGUUUAGCUGAUGAAUGAAUGUUGUGUGGUUUGAAGAUGUUGCUAGCAGCAUCUCAUAGAUGCUUCCUUCUUCAGAAUUGCUUGUUUGUCACACAAAACCACAUCAGACUCCAUUUCUUAGGAAUUUGAACAGUUUAUUGCAUCAAAGUUACUUCAGUUAUUAUUACUCUUUGCAUCAAGGUCACAGAUACAAACGUAGAGUCUGUCGCAGCUAAAGAAAAGCCCAAAGUGGGAACAACAGCGGGUUCUGCAGGUCGGGUUUAAUGGGGGGUCGGGGACAGGGAGCAAGUGGCAGAGGUCAGGGCACAAGCAGGGCUCGGAGGCUGGAGGAGCAGGGCUGGGUGGGGGCUGAGGCACUCCGUGCUGCUCUGCGGAGCCCUUGGCGUGGAGGGUGGUGGAGCCUGGCACCACACUCGUGUGCCUGGGCCCCUGCCCCUCUGCACAUGGACCUGGCGCUUGGGAGGUUGAGUUUCAUCUCUGCACGUGGCUGUGCUCAGGCGCUUGGAGCACUGGGUGGCUUCCUGCCAGGAACGCGGGUGGAUUCCGGUGUGCUGCUGUAAACGAACGUCCCCAAGCCAGGAGACUCCAGUGAAGAGGUCUGGUGGGAGCUGCUGGGGGCUCUGCUUCUGCCUGGACCCCAAACCUCUUGAGUAAAUCCUGUGCCUGCCUUCCCUCUCUGGUGCAACGGCAAGGAGAUGCUUUACCAGGAUUUUACAAGGAUUUACAAGGAAUGUGAGAGCCUCUGAAUUCCAGCUUGAGAAGCCUCCAUGGGGCAACAUGCGGUGCUUCCCCCCGAGCAGGGGACGCUGCGGUCCCUUCAGUGCUGCUAUCUGACUUUUGUAUUUUCCUUGCAAUAAAGUGAAGUCCCCGCACCAA